AUGGCGAAGCUGAUUGUGGUCAUAGCCCCUUAUGCUCCCGAAGGCAAGCCGACGCGACCGGCCGCAUCUCCAGACAGCAGUUUUUACUCGACUACCACAUAUCCCUCGUCCACCGGGGGCAGUGAUGCUCCCGAGGAGGCAAACCUCACAUACAAGCAGCGCCCAAAGUACGUGAGGCUAUCAACGCUUAUCUCCAUAACAGACGACAAGGGUGCAGUCAUGAACUCCUCACCAAAGCCACAACCUCUGAACUGGACAAGCACAGAAGCCAAUCUCCAGCGCCUCUCCGUCAAAAGCGGCCUUUAUGCUUGUGGACACGGUCAUCGCCCAGGACCCCGACAACUAACCGGAAAAUCCCUCGUACAUCUUGUCGGCCACGCUGAUUGCCGGCGGAUCGGGCCCUGCCCACCAGUCGCUUCACGCAGAAUGGUUACGCCAGAAGGGAAGCAAGCGAACAUUUGGGCUUCUGGUCUUCCUUUCUUCCCCACUCGCUGUAGAGAAGAUCUUGGAGCGGUCUAG
Opisthorchis viverrini is the source of this 519-nucleotide messenger RNA. RefSeq lists its product as hypothetical. Lineage: Eukaryota; Metazoa; Platyhelminthes; Trematoda; Opisthorchiida; Opisthorchiidae. The coding region runs from base 1 to 519 and encodes 172 amino acids. The record is from RefSeq and is a predicted model, not a curated record. The transcript has 2 exons.